CGGCAACUAUCGUUUUCGAAAAAGAUUUAGCUAAAUUCCGGUGUUUGUUUAAAAAGAGUUAUACUUAUACAGUGUCUCCUCUUCGGGAUACUUCCCAAAUUGAUUGUUCGCUUCGCACUGAUUCGAUAACACUUAUCUAACUUCCUACUUCUAACCUACAGGAAAUUGUGACAAGACUAACAAGACUGCAAUGGUGAAAAUUGAUGAUUUCAAACUCGCCUGUGAGUUGGCGGGGCACAAACUGGAUGUUCGCUCGGUGGCCGAAGGAAAGGGAUUUAUCGUUUCAGGUUCCCGAGACAAGACUGCCAAGGUAUGGAACGCGCUGGAUGGCUGUUACACCGAAACGGAAACGCUCCGGCAACACUCGAACUACGUCGGGGCCGUGCUGGUGAUCGAAGAGAACGAUUGGAUCUGCACCGCCAGUAACGACGGGACAAUCUGCGUUUACAAGUACCCAAGUGCCAUGGAACCGCUGGUGGUUUUGAAGGGACACACAUCUACGGUUUGCGCCCUGGCCAAGGGCAAUGCGGCCAAUGUUCUCAUUUCUGGCAGCUGGGACAAGAGCGCCAAAAUUUGGACCGAUGUUGGCGCUUCGUUGGCCAGUUUGACUCUGAUCGGUCACGAGGCAGCGGUUUGGGCUGUAGCACGACUUGCUUCCGGGAAAUACGCCACCGGGUCUGCCGAUAAGACCAUUUUCAUAUGGAACGAAAAGGGUGAAAAGUUGGUGGUUUUGAAAGGCCACAAGGAUUGUGUACGAGGCUUGUGUAGUCUGCCGAAGGGAGGCUUUCUGAGUUGUGCAAAUGAUGCCACCAUUCGCUAUUGGAGCGAAAGCUACGAAUGCGUUAAAGAGUUUCACGGGCACACGAACUACAUCUACAGUAUUGCCCGAAGUGACUUUUGGGGUGAAGAUGUGUUCAUCAGCAGCGGUGAGGACAGUACAAUUCGGAUGUGGAGUUUGAAGGAUGGAGCCCUGGGUGACGUUCUUCAGCUGCCUGCACAAUCGGUUUGGUCGGUUGCCGGAUUGAGAAAUGGCGAUAUAGUUGCUGGUUCAAGUGAUGCGAUGGUCAGAGUUUUCAGCUCAAACGCCGAUAGACAAGCCCCUCAAGAUGUGCAAGAUGCAUUCAAGUUGAGCGUGGAUGUUAGAAUGCAGGAAUCUUCGAAGCAGUUGGGCGGUAUGAAUGUUAACGAUCUUCCUGGACCAGAAUCAUUGCUAUCGGAAGGCCGCGAUGGUCAAACCAGAAUCGUAAGACACGCAGAUGGCAAGAUCAUGUGUUAUCAGUGGAGCAACGGCAAAUGGGAAUGCGUUGGCGACGUUAUGGGUGCUAAUGAGGCCAACACCGGGAAACAGCUGUACGAAGGCCGUGAAUAUGAUUUUGUAUUUUCUGUUAACCUGUCGGACGAUGCACCCAAUCUGAAACUGCCCUUCAACCGAGGAGAGGAUCCGUGGUUUGUGGCGCAACGCUUCAUCCACAAACACAGUCUUCCUCAGGCAUAUCUGGAGCAGGUGGCAAAUUUUAUUAUUACAAAUUCGAACAACGCGCCUGUACAAAGCACUGCUGAAUCUAGAUCGUUCUAUGAUCCAUUCACCGGUGGCAAUCGUUAUGUACCCGGCAGUGGAUCCAGUUAUCAACCAACCACAGCAAAUACCGAUCCAUUCACGGGUGGUUCCAGCUACACAACACAGACUCCCAAUGUUGGUGCUGGCCCGGGUGGCAAUAAUACUAGCGCCGGAAAUGCAGAUCCAUUCACCGGAGCUUCCAGCUACUCGACCGGUUCGAGUGAGACGAAAAAGGUCAACACUCACUUCCCCCAUCGCCAUUUCAUUACCAUGGAAAAUGCUGACCUCUCCAAGGUGUUGGUGAAGUUGAAGGAACUUAACAGCAAAAUUCAGGACGCCAGCCUACAAAUAUCCAACGACACUCUGGACGACAUAAUUCGCUACGUGAGCGAGUUGAACAAGGUGUCCGAGCAAAAUUCGACCUGCCUGACCGCUCUCAAGUAUCUUUACACCUGGCCAACGGAGAGCAUCUUCCCGGUGCUGGACAUCACCCGGCUCGUUGUUCGCGAUGCGAAUGCCUGCCGGGAACUGUUCGAGGGCGACUUCAUGCGGACCCUAUUGCAGCACCUGAACCAUCUGCCGGCGAACCAACUGAUGGGAAUACGCUGUUUUGUGAACAUGAUCUCACAUGGCAACGGGCGUAAUCUAGUGCUGGAACACAUUCGACCCAUCGUGGAAAAGUUGCGAGCGAUUCGGCAGGGCAGUGCCAACCUGCAAAUUGCGCUAGCCAGUUUCUAUCUGAAUCUAUCGAUGACUCAGUUGGAAAAACCGUCGCUCGAUUUCUGCAAGGUGUUUUCGGACGCGAUCGGUGAAUUUCUGGCUUGGUCCUCGGAGCCGGAAGCAACGUAUCGGGCUUAUCAGGCUCUCGGGAAUUUGAUGUCGGCACCGCAGGUUGGUUCUCUGGUGGUGAGCAAUAUACGCGCCAAUAGUGCGCUCAUCGAUCAGAUUCUGAUAGCGAUCAGCACCGAAGUGGAGGGUUUUGCGAAAUUGAACGAGUGUUCCAGCUAUCUGUACGAACUGCUGGCGUGAGCGUUAGGUUAGACUAGUACGGUUUGCUUCUUUUGAAUAGAAUUUGUUUAAGUUUAAGCUUCAUUACUCACUCUGCACUUGCUCUUAAUAAACGAAGAAACUUAGGUGUACAA
Molecule: messenger RNA, 2700 nt
Organism: Uranotaenia lowii
Lineage: Eukaryota; Metazoa; Arthropoda; Insecta; Diptera; Culicidae
Gene: Plap
Product: phospholipase A-2-activating protein
Exons: 3
Coding region: 191-2587 (798 amino acids)
Biological process (GO): proteasome-mediated ubiquitin-dependent protein catabolic process; ubiquitin recycling
Cellular component (GO): cytoplasm; nucleus
Molecular function (GO): ubiquitin binding
Source: RefSeq, a predicted model, not a curated record